Messenger RNA from Lactuca saligna, 2694 nucleotides. The record is from the annotation of a GenBank genome assembly. Lineage: Eukaryota; Viridiplantae; Streptophyta; Magnoliopsida; Asterales; Asteraceae.
AUGGGAAAAAAGAAGCCGACAGCUCGUGAGGAGGACGGAGGCGCAGUUGGGAGCAAGUCGAGGAAGAAAGCUGUAGUAAUUGAUGAUGAUGAAUACUCUGUUGGAACAGAAGUGUCCGAGGAGAAAUCAGUUCAGGAAGAAGAGCAUGUGGCACCGGUUGCUGGUAAGAAAAAAGGUAAGAAAGGUAAGAAUUCGCGAAUAAAAGAAGAAGAAGAAGAUGUGGAGGAUGGUGAUAAUCCUCAGGAGAGUCAAUUUACCGGGAAGAAGAAAUCAAAGUCCAAAGCGAAAAAAGGUGGGAGUUCAUUUGGUGCUUCAACAUCAUUUGCAUUACUUGGUGACGAAGAUGAUGAAACUUCUGAAGUAACAAAGGAUGAAGAAGACGAUGUCAGUGAGGAAGAGGAUACUAGCCUUGUCUUUACUGGAAAGAAGAAGCCAUCAAAGUCCAAAAAGGGAGGUAAUUCAUUUGCUGGUUCUGCAUUUGCUGCAAUUGGGGAUGAUGAUGAUGUUGAAGAUUUACUAGAGGAAUCAGGAUCAAAACAACAAUCUGAGGAUGAAGAUGAGCCAGUCAUUUCCUUUACAGGGAAGAAGAAAUCAUCCAAAUCUAAUAAGAAAACCAGUGGUAGUAUAUUUUCAGCUGCACAUUUGCUAGAUGAAGAAAACGAGAAAGAAAGUGAUGAGGAGGAUGAUGUCCCCAUUACCUUCUCUGGUAAGAAGAAGUCUACCAAGUCAUCAAAGAAGAAAACCAGUCCACCUGAUGUUGCAUUAGCUGGUGGAGGGACAGAUGAAGAUGUUUCAGUUUCAGGGUUGACUGAUGAAGACUCUUCUACAAUAAAGUUUUCUGGUAAAAAGAAGUCAUCCAAGAAGAAAAACAGUAACACAGUGAAUGCAGUUGAUGAACAAGAACAGCCUAGCACCAGCAUUACUAACAAAGAAGCUGAUGUUGUACCAGAAACUUCCAAAAACAAAAAGAAGAAAAAGAAAGGUGGAAGAACAGCUCAGGAAGAAGAUGACCUGGACAGAAUUCUUGCUGAACUUGGUGAAACUUCCGCCCCUGCCUCUGCCCCUCCCCCACCUUCUGCCACUGUAGAACAGCCACAGGAUGAGAAGGCUCAACCUGAGGCAGAACCAGCAGAUGAAGGUGGUGAAAAGGAUACGAAUGAAGAGGCUGUAGAGUCUGCAGCUGCUAAAAAAAAGAAAAAGAAGAAAGAAAAGGAAAAAGAAAAGAAAGCUGCAGGGUUAAAGACAGCUGCAGCCCCUGUUGUGGAGGAAAAACAAGUGGAAUCAAAGAGUAAAGUACCUGAUAAGAAGGUUCCAAAACAUGUUAGAGAGAUGCAAGAAAGACUCGCAAGGCUUAAAGAAGCCGAGGAAAAGAAGAAAAGAGAAGAAGAGGAGAAGCUAAGGAAAGAAGAAGAGGAGCGUUUAAAACAAGAAGAACUUGAAAGGAUUGCAGAAGAGAAAAAACGUUUGAAGAAGGAAAGAGAAAAGGAAAAAAUGUUGAAGAAGAAACAAGAAGGAAAACUUUUGACAGCAAAACAGAAGGAAGAAGCCCGAAGAUUGGAGGCAAUGAGGAAUCAAAUACUAGCAAAUGCUGGUGGUUUGCCUGUAUCUGCACCAACAAAACGACCCAAGUACCAAACAAAAAAAUCAAAGCCACAUGCAAAUGGCAAAGGUCCUUCUGCCAGUGCUAAUGAAGUCACAGAAGCAGAAAAGGUUGAUGAUGUGGAAGUUGAGAAAUCUGAUGACAUGGACAUGGAAAAGAUAGAAGCUCAGUCAGUUGAAGAGAAUGGGAACAAAGAAGAUGAAGAAGAAGAAGAUGAUGAUGAAUGGGAUGCAAAGAGUUGGGAUGAUGCUGAUCUCAAACUGCCAGGUAUAAGUGCAUUUGCUGAUGAGGAGGAAUCCACUGCACCUCAACCUAAACCUGAAUCUGUAACCGUAGUUAAAAAGGAGAUUAAGAGUAGUAAUGAUUCAGGGGCAACUAAUGUACCCAAAGAAAUGCAUCAAAAUCACGAUAGUAAGGAAAAUCAACCUGCAACAGUUGUUGCAAACAAAGGUAAGGGUAAAAAGGAAGAGAAGAAGGAAGAAGAAGAUGGUGAAAAGACGCUUCGGUCCCCAAUAUGCUGCAUUAUGGGUCAUGUUGAUACUGGGAAAACCAAGUUGCUUGAUUGUAUUCGAAGGACUAAUGUUCAAGAAGGUGAAGCUGGAGGAAUCACCCAACAAAUUGGUGCCACAUACAUUCCAGCUGAGAACAUUCGUGAGAGAACAAAAGAAUUGAAAGCUGAUGCAAUACUUAAUGUCCCUGGUUUAUUAGUUAUUGAUACACCUGGCCAUGAGUCCUUCAAGAACUUAAGGUCUCGGGGUUCUGGUUUAUGUGAUAUUGCCAUUUUGGUUGUUGACAUUAUGCAUGGGUUGGAACCACAGACUAUUGAAUCACUAAAUCUGUUGAGAAUGAGGAAUACAGAGUUCAUUGUGGCCUUGAAUAAGGUUGACAGAUUAUAUGGGUGGAAAACAUGUCGCAAUGCACCAAUUGGGAAAGCAAUGAAACUUCAGUCCAAAGAUGUUCAACUUGAAUUCGAGCAUAGGCUCACUCAGAUAAUUACAGAAUUCAAGGAGCAAGGAUUGAAUACCGAAUUGUACAGCAAGAACAAAGACAGAGGAGAAACUUAUAGUAUUGUACCCACAAGUGCUAUCAGGUAG